Messenger RNA from Phyllostomus discolor (pale spear-nosed bat), 5341 nucleotides. RefSeq names its product teashirt zinc finger homeobox 3 (gene TSHZ3). The record is from RefSeq and is a predicted model, not a curated record. The transcript is spliced from 2 exons. NCBI's taxonomy places the organism in Eukaryota, Metazoa, Chordata, Mammalia, Chiroptera, Phyllostomidae. Gene Ontology annotation, biological process: regulation of transcription by RNA polymerase II. Bases 1018 to 4263 code for a protein of 1081 amino acids. Gene Ontology annotation, molecular function: DNA-binding transcription factor activity, RNA polymerase II-specific; DNA binding. Gene Ontology annotation, cellular component: nucleus.
GGUGGCGCGGGGCCUGAGAGCCGCCCCCACCCACUCCAGCCUGCGGCCGCCUCCUCCCUCCAGGGCGCCCGCCCGGGCUCUCGGCCUUGGCAUCCCCAGGGGCGCGGGCCCAGCCCGAGACGGAGCGGGGAGCUUUGGGCGCGGCGGCUGGAGAGCCGCGCGGCCGGGGCAGAGCUGCAGGGGCGGCCAGGGGGCGAGACCCGGUCGGGAGGGGGCGGGCGGGGAGCUAGCGCCCUGGGACGGAGUCGGCCGGGCGGGCGCCGCGCCCCUGCUUGCGCGCAUGGGGCGGAGGCAGAGGGGCGGCACCCCCUUCCCGGAUUGGGAGGGGGUCCUGGAGAGGCCCCGGGCCGGGUGCAGGGGCGCGGCGUCCCCGCGGGCGGCUAGUGACACGAUCAUCUCCUUUUCCUUUAAGCUUGCCUGUUGCCGACGCCGCCGCUCCAGUCGCGCCGCGGGCAGAAGACCGGACCGCUGAGCCCCAGGCCGUGGCGGCGGCGGCGCGACCCCCAUGCCUUGACCCCCUGCCCGGGGGCGGGGGCCGGGCACGACCCGCCGGGGCGGGUCCCGCGCGCCUCCUCCCACCCGGGGGCCCGCCUCCCCCUCUCCCCGCCCCCCGGUCCCGAACCCCGCGCACCUCGUCUGGGGACCGGGCUUGGGGGGGGGCAGGGCCGCCGCUCCUCCCCGCCCCCUCCUCCUCCGGCCUCUGGAGCGAUUUGUCAAACUUCCCAUUCCGCCAGCGGAGCGGCCCCCCCCCCCCCCCCGCCCCCAGCGCGCUCCUCCCUCCCGCGCCUCCCGCGCCACCCGCCUCCUUCCCUCCGCACGUUCGGGAUCGCGGCGGAGCGCGGAGAGGGGGGGACUCGGAGAGCCGGGGCGCAGCAGCAUCCUGCGGGCGGCCGCUCUCCGGGGGGGAGGCUGAGAGCCGCCCGCCUCGCCCCCCCGCGGCCCGCCGCCCCUCCCUCCCGCUUCUCAGCCCGGCAGCGGCGGCGCGGCGGCGGCGGCGGCAGUCGCCGGAGGAGCAUCAUGCCGAGGAGGAAGCAGCAGGCGCCCCGGCGCGCAGCAGCCUAUGUUUCCGACGAGCUAAAGGCUGCCGCCCUGGUGGAGGAAGACCUGGACCCGGAAGAGAGCGCGGCAGAUGGGGAGCCCUCGGCCAAGUACGUGUGCCCCGAGAAGGAGCUCAGCAAGACCUGCCCCAGCUACCAGAACUCGCCCGCUGCCGAGUUCUCCAGCCACGACCUGGACAGCGAGUCGCACAUCAGCGAGGCCAGUGACCGCAUGGCUGACUUCGAGAGUGGCUCCAUCAAGAACGAGGAGGAGACCAAGGAGGCGGCGGUGGCGCUGGAGGACACGACCGUGUCGGACAGCCUGGAGCAGAUGAAGGCCGUGUACAACAACUUCCUGUCCAACUCCUACUGGUCCAACCUCAGCCUCAACCUGCACCAGCCGUCCUCGGAGAAGCACCCCGGCAGCAGCAGCAGCAGCAGCAGCAGCGGCAGCAGCUGCGGGAGCGGCAGCUUCGACUGGCACCAGAGCGCCGUGGCCAAGACGCUGCAGCAGGCGCCGCCGAGCCGCGCCCUGCCCGAGCCCAGCCUCUUCAGCACGGUGCAGCUGUACCGCCAGAGCAGCAAGCUCUACGGCUCCAUCUUCACGGGCGCCAGCAAGUUCCGCUGCAGGGACUGCAGCGCCGCCUACGACACGCUGGUGGAGCUGACGGUGCACAUGAACGAGACGGGCCACUACCGUGACGACAACCACGAGGCGGACAACAACAACCCCAAGCGCUGGUCCAAGCCGCGCAAGCGCUCGCUGCUGGAGAUGGAGGGCAAGGAGGACGCCCAGAAGGUGCUCAAGUGCAUGUACUGCGGCCACUCCUUCGAGUCCCUGCAGGACCUGAGCGUGCACAUGAUCAAGACGAAACACUACCAGAAAGUGCCUCUGAAGGAGCCCGUCACGCCCGUCGCGGCCAAAAUCCUCCCCGCCGCCCGGAAGAAAGCUCCCCUGGAGCUGGAGCCGCCCAGCUCCCCGGACUCCACGGGCGGGACGCCCAGGGCCCCGCCGGCCGACGCGCACGACGCGCUCCAGAAGAACGCCAACCCCUACAUCACGCCCAACAACCGCUACGGCCACCAGAACGGCGCCAGCUACGCCUGGCACUUCGAGGCCCGCAAGUCCCAGAUCCUCAAGUGCAUGGAGUGCGGCAGCUCCCACGACUCCCUGCAGGAGCUCACCGCCCACAUGAUGGUCACCGGCCACUUCAUCAAGGUCACGAACUCGGCCAUGAAGAAGGGGAAGCCCAUCCUGGAGACGCCCGUCACGCCCACCGUCACCACCCUGCUGGACGAGAAGGUGCAGUCGGUGCCCCUGGCGGCCACCACCUUCACGUCCCCCUCCCACACGCCGGCCAGCGUGUCCCCCAAGCUGAGCGUGGAGGUCAAGAAGGAAGCGGACAAGGAGAGAGCAGUGCCUGACGAGAAGCCCAAGGACAAGGAGAAGCCCUGUGAGGAGGAAGGCAAGUACGACGUCCCCUCCAAGUACCACUAUUUGACGGAAAAUGACUUAGAGGAGAGUCCCAAGGGGGGGCUGGACAUCCUCAAGUCCCUGGAGAACACCGUGACGUCUGCCAUCAACAAGGCCCAGAACGGCACCCCCAGCUGGGGGGGCUACCCCAGCAUCCACGCCGCCUACCAGCUCCCCAACAUGAUGAAGCUGUCCUUGGGCUCGGCCGGGAAGGGCGCGCCCCUGAAGCCCGUGUUCAGCGCCAGCGAGAUCCUGUCCCCCACGAAAAGCCAGACCCUGGUCUCCUCGCCCGGCAGCCAGACCUCGCCCAUGCCCAAGACCAACUUCCACGCCAUGGAGGAGCUGGUGAAGAAGGUCACGGAGAAAGUGGCCAAGGUCGAGGAGAAGAUGAAGGAGCCGGAGGGCAAGCUCUCUCCACCCAAGCGGGCCACCCCGUCCCCCUGCAGCAGCGAUGGCAGCGAGCCCAUCAAGAUGGAGGCAUCUGGCGACGGGGGCUUCCAGAGCCAGGAGCACAGCCCCAGCCCUGCGCGGGACGGCGGCAAGGAGGGCAGCCCCCCGGCGGAGCCCGUGGAGAAUGGCCAGGAGCUGGGCCAGCCCGUGGGCAGCAGCCUGAGCAGCAGCACCGCCAUCAUCACAGACCACCCCCCCGAGCAGCCGUUCGUGAACCCGCUGAGCGCCCUCCAGUCGGUCAUGAACAUCCACCUGGGCAAGGCCGCCAAGCCCUCCCUGCCCGCCCUGGACCCCAUGAGCAUGCUCUUCAAGAUGAGCAACAGCCUGGCCGAGAAGGCGGCCCUGGCCACGCCGCCGGCCCUGCCGCCCCGGAAGGCGGACCCCCUGGACCGCUACCUCUACCACGCCAGCCACGACCAGCCCAUAGACCUGACGAAGGGCAAGGGCGACAAAGGCUGCUCGGCGGGGUCGGUGCUGCUGUCGGCCACGUCCACGUCCCCGGCCACCUCCUCGUCCACGGGGACCACGGCGAAGACGUCCGCCGUCGCGUCCUUCCUGUCGAGCUCGCCGCUCCGCGAGAACGCCCUGUCGGACAUAUCCGACAUGCUGAAGAACCUGACGGAGAGCCACACAUCCAAGUCCUCCACCCCCUCCAGCGUCUCGGAGAAGUCUGACCUCGACGGGGCGACGCUGGAGGAGGCGGAGGAGGCGACGCCUGCGCAGAAGAGGAAGGGCCGCCAGUCCAACUGGAACCCCCAGCACCUGCUGAUCCUGCAGGCCCAGUUCGCCGCCAGCCUGCGGCAGACCGCAGAGGGCAAGUUCAUCAUGUCGGACCUGAGCCCGCAGGAGCGCAUGCACAUCUCCAGGUUCACGGGGCUCUCCAUGACCACCAUCAGCCACUGGCUCGCCAACGUGAAGUACCAGCUCCGAAGGACAGGCGGGACCAAGUUCCUCAAAAACCUGGACACGGGCCACCCCGUGUUCUUUUGCAAUGACUGCGCGUCGCAGAUCAGGACUCCCUCCACGUACAUCAGCCACCUGGAGUCUCACCUGGGCUUCCGGCUCCGGGACCUGUCCAAACUGUCCGCCGAACAGCUCAGCGGCCAGAUAGCACAAACCAAGUCGCCCUCGGAGAAGCUGAUGACGUCCUCCCCCGAGGAGGACCUGGGCACCUCCUACCAGUGCAAGCUGUGCAACCGGACCUUUGCGAGCAAGCACGCGGUGAAACUUCACCUGAGCAAGACGCACGGCAAGUCCCCGGAGGACCACCUCCUGUACGUGUCCGAGCUGGAGAAGCAGUAGCGUUGGCUGCCGGCGAGGCGGCUGUGGUUCGCUCUGAGGGAAACGGCGGCAGGCACCUGAAGGCCCCCGUCCGGCCGUGGCACGGGCCCCCUUCCCGGCAGAGCGCCGCUCCGGGCUAGACCGUGCCGUGUGGCUGUCAAGUGGCCGGUGGAGGCGCGUGACCGGCUGCCGUCACUGGCGAACAUGGAGGUGGAGACGCAGUGCUGAGCGUCGGGGACUCCGUGUGCGUGGGGUUUCGUCGGGGGCGCCCGGCGCUCCGCGCUGCAUGCUUUCACGGACCGUCUGACUCCGCGUCGGUAACGGCCCGGCGCCGCCCACCCCGCGCCUGCGGCGCGCCGGGGCUCCUCACCCUCUCAUCUGUAGCCCUCCGAGUACUUUGAAGCACUUUUGCAUUCAUUUGGUUAAAAAAUAAAAUAAAAUUAUAAUAAUGUAGGAAGCUCUGUUUUUUAAACUCCUUACCAGCUUCGUUAUAAUUAAUAAUAUGAACCUCCACUUAUGCAGGUCUGCAGGGGUAUAACACGCCUUGAAAUUUAAAAGAAUAUUAUUUUCACAUUGAAACAUAGAUGUAUAUAUUGUAUAGAUUUCAGACUCUCUUAUGGAAAACGUGAUUGUGGUUCGAGGACCUUUGUUCCUGCAUUUGUAGCAACGGUGUUUUAUGUCCCUGCUAUGCUCCGGGCACCGGCCAUGCCUGUGUAUAGUGUCUCCUUCCCUUCCCCUUUUUUAAGGUCUAUGGGUUUUGUUUUUUACAUGCAAACAUUGUAAAUUAUACAGAAGAUACCACAGAUAGCAUUUAUAAAGUAUACAGAAACAUUAUCUGAAAGCAAAGUAUGAUUGUUUGUUUUGCUACACAGUACACCUAUGUUGAUAGAGGUUCACGUUUAAAUUAUACAUAUUUAUUAGCACCACAUUAUCAUUUGUUUUGAGCAGUCUGAAUAAAUGAGGCCAGGCACGACACCGCGGCAGGCAGCAUCGUAACUAUUUUGCACAUCGUUUUUAAAGGUAUUUAUUAGAAGUCAAAGAAUGCUCAAAAUAAGCUCAGUGCUCAAAGGGUUAAGUCUAUUUGAAAAUGAAAAAAAAA